This is a messenger RNA of Marmota flaviventris (yellow-bellied marmot), 1891 nucleotides long. RefSeq names its product megakaryocyte and platelet inhibitory receptor G6b (gene Mpig6b). The record is from RefSeq and is a predicted model, not a curated record. Lineage: Eukaryota; Metazoa; Chordata; Mammalia; Rodentia; Sciuridae. Gene Ontology annotation, cellular component: plasma membrane. Gene Ontology annotation, biological process: platelet formation; integrin-mediated signaling pathway; megakaryocyte development.
UCUUCCCGCUGAUUCACUUGCUGCCUCUCCCCACCUCACCCCAGCCAUGGCCCUGGUUCUGCAGCUACUGCCUCUGCUGCUUUCGAGGGCCCACGGGGACCCGGGGGCAUCUCUGGAUGGACGCCCUGGAGACCGGGUGAAUCUUUCCUGCGUGGGGGUCUCACACCCCAUCCGCUGGGCUUGGGCGCCUAGUUUCCCAGCUUGCAAAGGUCUGUCCAAGGGACGUCGCCCGAUCCUGUGGGCAUCGUCCAGUGGGAUCCCCACUGUGCCUCCACUCCUGCCCUUCGCUGGCCGCCUACGCUCUCUGGACCCUGGUAUCCGGCGGCUGGAGCUGCUCUUGAGUGCGGGGGACUCGGGCACAUUUUUCUGCAGGGGACGCCACGAGGAUGAGAGUCGUACGGUGCUUCACGUGCUGGGCGAUAGGGCCGAUUGCAGAGCCCAGGGGCCUACGCACGGGUCGCUGUAUCCCCAAGUCCUGGUCCCGUUGCUGGGCGCUGGUCUGGUGCUAGGACUGGGAGCGUUGGGCGUGGUCUGGUGGUUGCGCAGGCGCUCGCCCCCGCCUCCGCUUCCACCACUCCCCACAUUUGCUCCUUUGAUGAAAGCCGAGCCCCAGAGACCCAUGGAGGAGGAGGAGCCCAAGAUUCCAGGGGACCUGGACCAGGAGCCGAGCCUGCUCUACGCUGAUCUGGACCAUAGAGCCCUCAGGAGACCCCGUCGGCUGUCCACAGUAGUCCCUGCUGAUGCGUCCACUGUCUAUGCAGUUGUAGUUUGAAGGGAAGCCCUCACUCCAAACUCUGUAGUUGGGGGCUUCCACCCCUCCAUAAUUCCCACCCUCUUGAUCUCUCACCUAGAGGAAGGCAUCAUGGGAUGGAAAUGAGCAUGUCUAGGAGUCUGAAGGCCUGGGUUCUGGGCUAUAUCUGCUGCUGAUCUUGCUCCUUCAGUUAUUCUCAUCUUUCCUAUAGCUUCCAUGUCUCCUUCGCCCCUGAUGUCCUCUCUAAACCUGAAUCAAACCCUGUCUCGAUAUCUUAGUUAACUUCCCAAUAAUUGUCCUAUCUCUUCCCUUCAGAAUCAAGCCUUUGAACCAGGAGCAUACAUCUGCUUUUUUUCACUUUCUUUUUUCUUCUAUCUCCACUACUUAUCUGCUGAAAUUGCUUAUCUACUCUCCACAAGUUUGCCAGUGAUGUUCUGAUGUCCUAGGCUACGUUUUUUAGCACUCAUUUGGCAUGGCCUUUGAUCACCCCCUUCUUUAAGUUAUUUUACUUUGCUGCUCUUAUCUUCCUCUAGAUUCUUUUUCUUUGCUUUCUAUCCCCAUGGUAUUCUCUACCAUUCUAGGUUUGUCCCUUUCUUCCCCUUACCCCUCUUCUGGAAAUCUCCUAUCUGCAGGUAAUUCUCAGCCUGCACCUCUAGAAAGACACUUAGAACUCUCUGCAUCCCAGAUCUAGGACAUCCUGCCUGGCUGACCCCAGGCAUUUUGCACAGUGUAUCAAGCACAAUUUAUUGUUUACAUUCUCUCUUGAUCAACCCAGUUGACCAAGCCAGAAACCUGGAGUCAUAUGACCUCAUUUCUCAUUUCCACACAAUGAGCCAUGAAGUCUUGUCUAUCUUAAGGUCACUGUCAAAUCUUUUUUCCAUGUCUAGUGCUGUCACCAGAAUGUAAUCUCCUCAUUUCCUUCCUGGGUUAUCCAUAACUCAUACUUCUGCUUUGCCCUCCUCUGAAGCCAGAGAUCCUCUUCAAGUACUAACUUGCUCCUGACAUCCCUUAUUUUUAAACUGUGGUAUUUUUAUCCUUAAGCUUCAGCUCUGGGUCAUGGACCUUGGCUUUUUUAAAAAAUAUUUUUUGUAGUUGUAGAUGGACAGCAUGCCUUUAUUUUAUUUGUUUAUUUUUUAAUGU